AUGAACGUACUAGAAGCCAAAUUCACCCGAAGCAGCAAUAGCCAAAAAAUUAAGAAAUUAUUUUCUCAAUUUAGCAAGGAAGAGUUAAUGGAAAAAAAAGAAAUAGUAUGUAUUGCGGGGAGAAUGACCAGAAAAAGAAUGUUUUUUGCUGAUUUAACCGACCAAAGCGGAACCAUUCAAUUAAAAUUUAGUAGCAAAAGUGAGGAUUUGGCCAAAUUAGAUAACGGCAGUAUUAUUGGGGUAAAAGGGAUUAUUUGUAGAACCGAUAAAGGACAGUUAAGCGUAGAAGUAAAAGAGCUCGUUUUAUUAAGCCGAUGUUCAAGACCCAUCCCCAGUUUCUACUACGGAUUUAGUGAUAACGAGGAAAGAUUUCGUAAUCGACCUUUAGAUUUUAUUAUUAACCGACAAAAGAAGGAGAUUUUUUUCCUUCGUCACCAAGUAAUCAAAAAUAUCCGCCAGUUUUUAGAGGAAAAAGAAUUUAUUGAAAUUGAGACUCCCAUUCUGGUUUCGGAGGCUUCCGGAGCGCAGGCUAAGCCUUUCAUUACUCACCACAACAAAUUACACCGGGAUUUUUAUUUGCGGAUUGCCACAGAAAUACCCCUCAAAAAAUUGCUAGUGGGCGGCUUCGAAAAAAUUUAUGAAAUCGGUCGCAUCUUUCGUAAUGAGGGCAUAGAUGCUCGGCACAAUCCUGAAUUUACUACUAUUGAAGUUUACCAGGCUUAUGAAAAUGCGGAAUAUAUGAUGGAUUUGACUGAGGAAUUGUUGUAUUAUUUGACCCAAGAAGUUCUUAAAAAAGAGGAAUUUGAAUUUAAUUCUCAUAAUGUUUCGUUAACAAAGCCUUUUCGCAGGUUGUCAAUGAUAGAAGCGAUUAAAGAACAUGCAAAUAUAGAUUUCGCUAAAAUAAAUGGUUUAGAAGAAGCCUGCCAACUGACCCAAAAAUAUAAUUUAAAACUAGAAAAAUUUCAAAAAACUAUCGGUCAUGUCAUUUUAGCCUUUUUUGAGGAAUAUGUGGAGAAAAAAUUAAUUCAACCGACUUUUAUUUAUGAUUAUCCAAUAGAAGUUUCUCCGCUAGCCAAAAGCAAGCCGGAAAAUGAAAAAAUUGCCGACCGAUUCGAACUUUAUAUUGGUGGACUAGAAUUUGCUAAUGGAUAUAGUGAAUUAAAUGACCCCCAUGAGCAGAGAAAAAGAUUUGAAGAACAAACUAAACAAAAAGAAUUGGGAAACGAAGAAAUUGCCAGUUUUGAUAAGGAAUUUUUGGAGGCCUUGGAGUAUGGUAUGCCACCAGCAGGGGGAUUAGGUAUUGGAAUAGACAGAUUGAUAAUGUUGUUUACCGGUCAAAAUAGUAUUAAAGAAGUGAUUGCUUUUCCGCAGUUGAAAAUAAAAAAUGAAAAUAAUUAA
Messenger RNA from Racocetra fulgida, 1398 nucleotides. The record is from the annotation of a GenBank genome assembly. NCBI's taxonomy places the organism in Eukaryota, Fungi, Glomeromycota, Glomeromycetes, Diversisporales, Gigasporaceae.